Molecule: messenger RNA, 8912 nt
Organism: Pocillopora meandrina
Lineage: Eukaryota; Metazoa; Cnidaria; Anthozoa; Scleractinia; Pocilloporidae
Source: the annotation of a GenBank genome assembly
CGUCAACAAGCAAACAAUGAAAUUUGAUAAAUUUUCUGGUUGUCACAGUGCAUUGGACGCGCUCGUUUGGGUGUCUUAGCGGCAAAAAUGUGAUUCGCUUUUAACCAACGCUGAAGGGGACAACUUCCGUGGAAAUAAAAUGCCUGAGCUAACGGAUCAACAGCUGAAGGAUCGUGUGCAGAAGUUGGAAAAUUUGUUGAGGGUAAAAAACGCUUUUACUUCAUACACGAGCCCACACAAUCUGCACAACUUGCUUUAUUCUAUCGUUUGUUAUAACUAUGCUAAAUUGAAACCAUGUUUACAGGCACGAGAGGAGCGAAUUGUUGCCCUUGAGACCGAAAAUGCCAUGCUUUAUCUUAAACUAGCACAGGUAAAUUAUAUGCAGUAAGAUUACUGAUCGUUUAAUUGGUAGAGGCAAAACACAUAGACUUUUGUACAUGCAUACAAUCAAAGAUCAAACGUUUAAUUUAACAAGCUAUUAAACUAAUGAUGCAUGAAUUAUUUAAAUCAUUCAUGAUAUUACCUCAACAGCAACAAUGCAUAUCUUUUGUCGAAAAACGAAAAAGACAAUUGAUGGUUUUGAAAAGUGAAUUAAGAAGUGUUCUCGGGCAAAAGACUGAACAUUUGAUAUUGGCCUUUAUGUGGCACAAAUGUUGAUGAUUAAUCGAAUAUGCAUUUUGAAAAGAUGCUGUCUUGUGUGAGUUCUUUUGGAGGCUGCCAAUAAAGAGAUUUAAAUUAUAGAAUUGGAGUAACUGAUAACACACCAUGUAAGCUAUGUUGCCUAAAUCUGAAACCUAGCCAUUAAGCCCCUCGGACCCACUCUCAUGUAUUCAGUUAUUAGUCAAGUCAAGAAGACACUCAUUCUUUCAUUACUUCCAUAUUUUGCACUUUAUGUAUAGAUCAACUCUUUUUACCUUAUUAACCAUUCAUCUUAGUUCACAAGAGUACACGUAUGUACUUUGACAAUGCUCAGUAGCAAUUAUUUCACUUGUCCUUGCUCAUGGUUAACAACAAUUCACAGAAGUGGUAGUGGCCAGUGGUGGAUAUAGACUGAGCUGCUAAGUGACAGGGUAAAUAUCCAUGACAAGCCACUGCCACUGAGGUGAAGAGCUGCUUUAGUUUAUACUUAUGAAAAGGGGUAAGAUAAUAUGACACCAAGAAGAUGAUUUAACUCAUUUUUACUUGCAACAAUUACAGUGGUUUUGAGUGCAAGUUACUCAGAGGUGUGUAGUAUAGGAUAUUCUAAGUUUGAGUAGCCAAUCAGAGCACACCUUCAAGGCUAUCCACUGUUUUAGUAUGUACUAGUAUAUGACAGCCAUUCAUUUUUCUUCUAUAGUAAUCAAUAAAACACAUUUGAAUGGCCACCUUUUCUCUCCCACAUUAUAUACCAGGUAUUUCUUUUUGUCACACUGAAUUAUAGCAUAAAAAGUUGAAUAAAGUUAGGGUGCUUAUUUUGUGUAUAAUCAUUUGUUUUUCUUCAGUGUCAAGGGUCAGUACGUUCUUGCCGACAUGAGUCCACUCAUUUUAGGCGCUUGUUUGAUGAGGAGAAAAGUUUUAGGAAGAAUUCUUUGCAGACACUCAGAAUCUCCAAUGAUAAACUACAGGUAUUAGAUUAUUAUGACUGUGUACUAGAUAAACAUUAAAUGUCAAUGGACACAUGCAUUCAAACUAGCAAACUACAGUUGUAGAUUAGUCAUACAUUAUUGUAGCUUGAACACUGCAGCUUGAUGGUCAUGGCCCAUCUUGCUAGAGCUUAUUCCACCUUCUGUAGCAUGAAGAAACUUAACUAUUCUAACCCUUUCAACUCCCAUCAGUGACCGACACAGAAUUUCCUCUUACAGUAUCAUCACAAUAACAAUGAGAUAGUUGAGAAGAAUAAAAAAAUGUUAUUAAUUAAAGGAAUAAUUAGGUAAUACAACACCAAAUUCUUGAGACUAAUAUUUUAAGAACUGUAUUGUAGAUAGUAAGGAGAACUGAUAAUGAGAUCUUGGAAGUUAACCCUGUAACUCUCAUGAGUGAGGAAGAGAGAAUUUCUCCUUUAAAAAUCCAUACAAUAUCAAGCAGACAAGUGAUGAGAAUAAAGAAAUAUAUUAAUUUGGGGAUAAUUAGUUGAUCUAAUACUAAUUUCUCUGAACUAACAUUAUAAGAAUUGUAUGGUUGACAGUAAGGGGAAUUACAAAUGGAUCUGGGAGUUAAAGGGCUAAAAGGUUAAAAUUGUUGCUCAUGUGAGUUUGGAUGCUUGUCAGUUGUGGGCAGGUAGCCUGCUUUCCUCCCCUCCCCUCUCCAACCCUCAUUUUAGGGUUUUGUCAUGUUUCUCAAACAGCUGGCUAGUACCAUUUCACACUCCUGGGGAGAGGGCAAUGUGUAGUAAAGAAAUGUCACAGUCAAAAUGACCCUAUCUUUCCAACUGGACUUUUCAAGGAUUAUUUUUAAGUUUAUUUUCAUUCAUUUUAGGAAGUUAAGUUGGAGCUUCAUGACCUGAAAAAGAAAGUUAAGAGUCUGCCAGAAUUACUCUCACAAGAAAUGGACAAGACUGCAAAACUCACUGAUCAGUUUGGCUCCAAGAAAAUGUCCAAUAUGGAAGGUACAGUGUACUCUUAACUACUAUUUGUAGCUUGUGUAGAUGUUAGUUUUCUCAGACUCUUAAAAGUUCUAAGGUUUUUUUCUGUGUAUCAAGACAUGCACAGCAGGUCUUUGCGGAGCACUUGAUUUUCUCCCUUCCCUUCAGCCCUCCCUUCACAUGUCCUUCACACAAUUUUUUUGUGUUUGAAAAAAAGAUCUUGUUUGAACUUUCAUAUCCAGGCCUUCAACAUAAGCUUCUCAAGACAGAAAUGGAGAUGGUUGAGUUUAGACAACGAUACAUCCAAGAAAAGUCUCGCAGAAUGACACUACACAACACUCUUGUGGUUAGUAAUUGUGUAACUACUGUGUCCAGUACAUAUUGAUGUGGAAGUGUCUUGUCAAACACUUUUCCCAACCAAAGUUGCUCUGGUUUCAGUCUUGUAUCAAAACUGGUGCUGACUGGGGUUCAAAUCCUUGUGGGUUACUCAGAUUAUUUCCUCAUCAUAUGCUGAUGUCAAUUGAGUGAAAUGUUUUUUCUUUUCCCGUAAUUUUCCUUUGUAGGAAAUGCGAGGCAACAUCAGGGUGCACUGUCGACUGCGUCCCUUAAUCAGCCGCCUUGACUCUCCAGGUGACGAGGAGUCACUGGGUAUGGCAGGAACUCCUUCUGAAAGAGUUGUAGAUCUUCAGGAUGAAGACAAACUCAUUGUGCGCCCAGCUAAGCCUGUUGGCGGCCAGAUGCAGAAGAAGGAGUUUGAGUUUGAAAGAGUUUAUGGACCUGACACUGACCAGAAGUCGCUAUUUGAUGAUGUGAAACCUUUGCUGACCUCUUUGUUGGACGGGUGAGUUCAUAACCUUGUGUGACAUGAUAAGUCAGCAUUGAUAGUUUAUCCUAAUACAUUAUUAGUUGCUCUGGCAUUUUGCGAAUCUCCUUGGCCAUUGCAUAACAGGGAACAUGUUUUAGCUGUUAAAUAACAGUUGUCAUAUGACCCGUCCAUCCCCACUCGCGCAAUUCCACAGAAAACCAUUGGAAAGCUGGCGUUGGUAGGGUUGACGUGAACCGGUCCGUUAGAAGUCGUCCGGCCCAAGUGCACUUGUACGGCUUUGUUGCAAAAAAAGAAAAUAAAUAAAUAAAAAACAUUUUUUCGCUGUCGUUACAAUUAAUGAGUGACAGUAGUGAACAGAAAUGAAAAAAAUAAGUCACGUUUUUUCGAAUAAUGGUGAGUUUCUUCUUCUGACUCGAAAAAAUAAAGGAUAGUGUCGAUUCUUCUUUGUGGUUUUGCCCUGCACGUCAUCUAUCGCGUCCUAUUAAAGUUAAACCAAAAUUUUCGAAAUUUUCAAAACUUAGUCAUUCAAAAUAUUUUCCCGUCCGACUCUCCCACUCAGUCAAUAAGUACACAUUAUAAACAAAACAAAUGAAAUGUCUGUUUGAUACCUAAAGGUACAAUGUGUGUAUCAUGGCGUAUGGUCAGACAGGAUCUGGUAAAACUCACACCAUGAUGGGAAGUCACGACCUGGACAUGGAGAUUGAUUCAGAGUCACUGAAUAAGGACGAAGGGAUCAUUCCACGAUCAGCGAAGGAAAUGUUUAAGUAAGAAGUGGCAUUCCAAAUGGCGAGCGAAAUGAUUCUUUGGUAUAUUCGUUGGCAGAAGCCGUCAAUUUGUAUCGGUUGUUUCCCACUAAAGGAAGAAACUUCCUAAAUGUACAAUUUUACCUUUUUUUUUUCUUUUAAUUUAUGAAAUUUUUAGACUCAUCUCUGAGCGAGAAAAUCCUGAGGAGAGCUUCUCAUUGGAGAUGUCUGUGUGUGAGAUUUACAAUAAUGAAGUUCGAGAUCUCCUAGCAGGAAAGAGUGCUUCCAGGGUAGGUUUCAAAAUUAGAUGAUGAUAACUUUAUUAAUGUACUUCAGAAGAUGUGUUAUCCUAGAGUAAUCCAGUUACGUUUCGUGUCCAUUUUCAUGAGUUGUACUCUUUUCACCCUUGCAUAACUCCCAUGAAAGAGAGAACGUCGUGGUGCGUGCAUCUUUGACAAAUUAAGCCUGUGUUUUUCAAGACUGUCAGUUAUUUCUCGCUUUUCGUGAAAAAUAACUCAAAGUAGCAUGACAUAUCUCCUCGAACAUUCAUGACUUCCGCACCAUUAUCUUUUUAUAUUCCUUUUUUUACAGCUUGAUAUUGUAACGAGUAGUGAGGGAGCAACGGAGAUUCCAUCUCUUGUAACCAGGUAAAGACGGCUUAGUACACAUGCGUUUACAAUUAGAGAAUUACAGUGCUUGCACACCUGCAACAUGCAGAGCACUAUUGCUGACGAAUGUCGUGCUUUGUUUUUCUCGUAAUUCAGCAGAAUUACAUGGACUUGCAAGUAGACUGGGAUCAUAAAAACUUGACGGAAGUGACGAAACUUCAUAGUAGUGAUGACUCGUGGCUGCGCCAUUUCGCAAAAUUUAUUCUAGGAACGAAAUUGGAAGACCAAGUUUUUUGGAUCAUUGCCAACUGAUUUUUCCUUUCUUAAGCAUGCGUAGUCAGUAAGGAAGGGUUAACAUCCUUAAGAUUCGAACACAUUUGCGAAUGGGUUUUGGUCCAUAUGUUACUGGUUUCACUCUUAAAUGUGAAUUUCUUUCCUCAGACCCGUUAGAACUGUACAGGAAGUGAUGGCGGUUGUCUACUACGGUAUGCAACGGAGACACGAGGACGCCACAAUGGUUCAUGCUCAUUCCAGCCGUUCCCAUCUAAUAGUGCAGUUGACUAUUUACACAGUCACUCAGACAAAACCAAGUACGUCCUCCUCAUCUAGUGAUGCGGCGCCUUCGCCCCCAGGCACUCCUACAAGAUCACGGCGAACUCUGCCCCAGCCAUCAGCUGGGAACAACAGUAGGUCCCAGUCUCCUGCACCGAAAAGUAAGGCUGCUUCUGCAAGGCGUUCGAGGUAAUUUCAUGCGUAUACAAACGUACACGUAAUUGCGAUAACUUUUUUGGAAAGAGAAAAGCAUUUCUGCGGUUUGAAUUUUUCUGAGACAAUGCAAUUGCAAUUGAGUGUAUAGCUUUUAAUAAUUUUAAGUGUGUUUUGUUGUGGAUCUUGUGUGAAACUGGACCAACUACGACCGUAUAGUUAAACACAAAUUGCUUAGUACAAUUUUUUUUUUCGCCAAAGAAAAAAAAUACACGUCUGCCAUCAGAGACUUUCCUUCUUUAAUACAUAGCUCACGGCUAGAUUGAAUUUUACUCCCCAGGUCUCCAGCGCCUGGCACCGCUGCCGCUGCUCGUUCCAGAUCCCCUUCUCCAACCCGGAACAAUAAUUCCUCAGCUAACGGAAGCCAGACUCAGAGUGUGAAAACCAAGCUUCAGCUCGUAGACUUGGCUGGAAGUGAAUGUGUCGGUAAGAUGAGGGAAGAGGCAGGGUUGGAAAUAUUUUCAUUGUAUUUACUCAAUCAUAAGAAGACAAACACAUCAACAAGACGUUAUUGUGUUCUUUCCGUUUGUAACUCUGUUAUGUUUCAAUUUACAUUUGCAUCAGGAAUGUCUGGGGUAACGGGUGCAGCCCUACGAGAAACUUCGCACAUCAACAAAAGGUAACUGGGGCAUCAAUUCCAAGUCAAAACAGUUUCUCAUUUACAACCAAUAAACAGUGGGUCACUACGAUUUAAUAGAGCGAAAAGAUUUGUGUGAGCAAAGGCAUCGGUUGUGCUACUUCUCCGGCUGUUUCGUUAAAAUGCAUCGUUUGCUUUCUCUCUACCGAAAUCGCCCUUUGGGGAGUUGAUACCCUCCCCCACUGGGGUUAUUGUCACCGACAUCAACAUAGCGGCACUCACACUUAUCGCUAGUUGAUAGCGCUAACAUUCGGUCCCUGAAACACCUGCAUUUUAGGGUAUUGUUGACCCAAAUAGCCAAUUCAUAGUUGCCAAUCAAAACGCUUCGUUUUCAAUUAAAAUGAUGUUUUGCAAGUCACCUGUUCUUGGUUUGAAAGUAGUAAUCCAAAAUGUCUUAGUUGUCAGCGUUCCCAUCUCACGGGUAUGAAAACGGGUGAGAUAUCACUUUUGAACGAUGUCAGUUUGUUGAAAUGGCAAAGCGGUAGAAAAUAAAAUACAAGCUUGCGGUUUCUUUUAUCUUGGAGUUUUCUCCUUCGCCCUUUGCGCAGUUCUGUCCAUUUUAUUAUUUUCGUCCUAAACCCUGAAAUCAAACCCUUUUGCUCUCCCAAACAUUUAUCGAAAGGACGGGACUAUUUCUACCCAGUCUGAGGAGAGCGUUUCAGGGAGAACACUGAGAAUAAAUUAAUGAACAAUCCAAUAUGUUAAAGUUAACUCACGUUUUAAUAUUUCAUCUUGUUUGUUAUAACAGUUUGAGUGCCUUGGCUGAUGUGUUGGGGGCGCUGUCUGAGCAUCGUUCACAUAUACCUUACCGCAACACCAGACUCACGCACAUGUUACAGGAUACUAUAGGUGAGUACGCUUUUGCUAUGUUGGAAUUAGUAAUAGUUAUCCACCUGACACUGUUUAUCUCAAUUUCACAAUUGUGUGACAGACUAUAACGUCCACUUAACAUCUGUACUUGUACCAGCUUUCCAAGAAAGAGCAUUCAAUUUAAUAACACAGUCGAAAAUCUCAUAAAGAACUUUAUCGUAAUCAGGCACCUCCAAUAAAGCUUCUUCUCUCCAUCGGAGAGGCCUGUUUUGAAAACUUUAUUUUAUUCUUCAUUAGUAAAUAGCUGCGUUAUAUGAAGAUGUAUAGUUUUUACUCCUUUUUACUCAGUGCAAUCUUUUUUUUUCUUUGAACAUUGACUCCUCGCUUGAAUUUCUUGUUCAAGAAACUUGAGCCCGAUAUGAAUGCAAUGUAUGGUACAAUUUUAUAACUGCUUUAGUAGUUUUACGAGGACCUGGGGUGGAGGGUCGCAAUUUACCCGGUCCAGUCCCUUAAGGACUCGUAUUUUCUAACGUACAUUUACUAACGCAUACUCGUUUGCUCCUGUCAGGUGGUGAUGCUAAGCUUCUUGUCAUGCUCUGCUGUUCUCCGGCCCAGCGGUUUAUCACAGAAACUCUACAGUGUCUUGGAUUUGGGUCACGAGCUCGGCAAGUGGCUCGUGGGCAAGCUAAGAAACGAAGACCCACGUCGUUCGUUCCCAACAGCCUCUCAAUAGGUUUGUGAGAUGUAGCGAUAUAAAAAUAAAAGCGAACUAGAAGGAUGAAAAAGGGCUGAGAGAGGGGUUAUAGGGGGAUUUAGGCAAGGGGGUCUUGCACUAGGGUCUUACUGGUUUCUUUGGGGGGAUAUAAAGGCACACUUUACUUAAAUUUUUCAUCGUUAAUUUCCGUAGCAGAUUUUGUGGGUCGGGAGGGGGGGUGCCCUUCUAACAUAGUGCCUCUCCCCAUAAUAGCUACACCUUCCAUCCGUGCUCAACACCAUCAUAGAAUGCACCAUGUGUUAGAUAGCUUUCUAGGGAACACUGGCAUAUAUCCUAAGCGUCUCUAACUGAGAUGGGUGUAGGAUAGGUAAGUGCAUUCCCUUUUUUGUUUGUUUAAAUUUUUGUUUUGUUUUGUUGUUUAGAUACCGGUAAUCUUGGAUCAUCAUCUUUGAGAGGAAACGGAAAUCUCUCUCCCAGGAUCUUGGAUCUUCGUGGUGGAGGACGGCGCAAAUCGAACUUUAAUUUUGAGUAACACCCCGCCUCCAAUGAUGUUCGAUGAUCAUCCAAACAGUGUAUUCGAUAAGUUCGUUUUUUUCUUUCUUUGUUUUUUUCCACACCUUGGACACCUGGGCUUUCAUUCCAAACUUCCUUUCUUACCUCAUUUCAUGGCAUUUACGAAAACGUUACGUCAACGUAGUUUUUCCUAAUGCAUUAACGUUUGUGCACUUUUCCUUGAUUCAUACUAUUUAUUGCAAGACAUUUGGUUGAAGCGGUUUUUAACGACUUAAAAAACCAAGUAUUUGUUUGCUCUGAAAAAUAUUCGCUAGUCUUGAGGUGUUACUUGACCUUCGCAAUGUUAGGGGUAGAGAACAUGCGUUUGAUUCUUGAAAUUUACUCUAUGUACACGGUUUUGUGGGUUCUUCUUUUGAUUUUUCUUGAAAACUGCUCAUAAGUCAUUACCCAUCCUUAUUUAAAGUGAAUCACAGGUCUUCAAAGCUUUUUCGUGAAUAAUCAUAUAGACAUCUAGACACUUCAGACAAAUGUUUCGCGCAGAUAUAGUGUAUAGGCAGAAGUAUUCAUUUUUUUUUUUAACAAAGCCAAUAAUUUUACCAAUAAACUAUUUUUUCGAACAGGAGAAAUAGAUAUGUUAUUAUUUUUGUGUAGACAAAUGUGGACUACUUAAUAUAUUUACAAACGCAUAAUAAAGUCGCAGUUUGAUUCUGGCUUGAAUCAGAAUGCUUAUUUAUU